ACGCCGCUCAUUUUUUUUAUCAACAUGAAGUCCUCCUUUUUCACUGUAGCUCUCGGGCUUUCCAUCGGCGCACAGGCGCUACCUGCGCCCAAUAAUAAGGCUUCUACCCAAAGUCUUGCGCAAACCGUAGCGACACUGCAAACAUCUGGCGCUCAGUCACUCACCAAUAACGAGAUUUUAAGCUUGCUGAAUGCCUUAUCGUCCGGCGCUGCGACUCUUGUUCAGGGUGGCGCGGCCGCUGGGGGUGCCGCUGGUGAAGGUGGCGCGGCCGCUGGUGAAGGAGCCAAAGGGGAGGCUGCUGCUGGGGGAGAAGCUGCUGAAGGAGCAGAGGGUGAGAAAGAGAACGAAGUGGACUUGACAGGCGAAUUUGGAAAAGCCGUCGCAGUCGAAGGCGGUGACAUCAAGCAAGACAUUCUUUUUACCAAGAGCACUGUCGGUGCUUUUGAGUUCGAGUUCCAAUCCGCCGCUGCGGACUCUGUCACAGUGACCGAAAAGGAACCUGGCGGUGCCGCUCCGGCCGGAUUUGAGUUCCUCGAGUCAAAGACAUAUGCUGUAGCCCUCGCUGUUAGCAAAGGAGAGGGACUUACCCUUUCGAAGAUCGACUACAUCUUCGACGUUGCCAGCGCUGGGCUUGCAGGAAAGGACAUUACACAAUCGAAGGUCGGCAGACUGUGCCAGUCCGCUGGCGCAUUCGUUAUCUCCGAAUCGCUCGGAGAAGUCGAGUUUGAAGCCGAAGAGAAUGAAGUUACUCUCAACUUGAACAAGGCCGUCACGGCGGAGGCCGAGUGGGGAAUCUUUAUUCCAGUCGCCGCCGCCGCCGCAAGCAACGCCACUGCUGCUGAAGGAGCCAAAGGUGCCGGGGAGAAGGCCGCAGCAGGCGCAGCAGCAGGCGAAGCUAAGAAGGAAGCAAAGGCCAAGAUGGAGGGCAAGCGAUCCGUCAGGCUCUACUAG
Molecule: messenger RNA, 951 nt
Organism: Periconia digitata
Lineage: Eukaryota; Fungi; Ascomycota; Dothideomycetes; Pleosporales; Periconiaceae
Source: the annotation of a GenBank genome assembly